Molecule: messenger RNA, 660 nt
Organism: Oppia nitens
Lineage: Eukaryota; Metazoa; Arthropoda; Arachnida; Sarcoptiformes; Oppiidae
Product: transmembrane protease serine 2-like
Exons: 3
Coding region: 22-660 (212 amino acids)
Biological process (GO): proteolysis
Molecular function (GO): serine-type endopeptidase activity
Source: RefSeq, a predicted model, not a curated record
UUGGUUUCAUUAGCUUUUAUAAUGACUACCGAUGUUGUUGUUGUCGUUGUUGGCCUAGAAAUCGGUGAUUACCCGAACAUAACGGACACCAAUCAGUGCGGUAUCGGUCGUCAGUCGCAUCUGUUGAACGACCAGUGCUUUGAAUGGCAUAAAAGUAAUGAUUUGAUGUCCAAUGUUGUCAACGGCAGGGAUGUCCAGCCGGGAGAGUAUCCAUACGUUGUCUACAUUGAGAUUUGGGUCAGACUAUCGAAAUGGGGCGGAACUGAUGGUCAAAAUGGUGGGUGUACGGGAUCUAUACUCAACCAGCACUGGAUACUAUCGGCGGCCCAUUGUUACAGUAAUCUCGCGGGUAUUGAGUACUAUAAGGUAUUCGCGGGAACUAUAGAUAAGUCAAAACUGGGAACAGAUUAUGGAGUCGAAGAAGUCAUUCUACACCCGAAGUUCGAGAGAACUCCUCGUAAUCCCUAUGAUGUGGCGCUCAUACGUGUGAAGACACCAAUGGUUUUCAAUGUUGGAGAUAAUGGUUACGCCUAUCGGCAGUUAAACAGUAUUUGUUUGCCGCCUAUCGAUCAUAUGGUCACUGAAUAUGAGUUGGCAUUAAUUGUAGGUUUCGGUCGUAUCAAUGAUACCUCAAAACCUAACCGAUCCAAACAUUAUUAA